Molecule: messenger RNA, 1916 nt
Organism: Ilex paraguariensis (yerba mate)
Lineage: Eukaryota; Viridiplantae; Streptophyta; Magnoliopsida; Aquifoliales; Aquifoliaceae
Source: the annotation of a GenBank genome assembly
AUUCAAGCUGAAUAGUCUCUCGCAUUAGGAGAUAGAAUUCAAAUUCAGAACAGGGUUUGUAUUUUUACCAGUUCUGUUAUCAGUUGGGUUUAGUUUUUUCUUCUAUCUAUUGGUUGAGUCUUCUCGUUGACUUCUCAUUGACCUCUGUUUCUGAUUUCCAUCCUCUUUCUCUUUGGAAAAAACCAUAUACUUUUUCAUUUUCUGCUUGUUUUUUAAUUCCACUCUCUCUCUUUCUCUGGAAAAAAACAUAUGCUUUCCCAUUGUCCUGCUUGCUUUUGAAUUCCAUUCUCUCUCUCUCUCUGGGAAUAGACCAUAUACUUUUUCUAUUGAUCGGCUGGAAAAUACAUAUUCUUGCUUAGGUGUGCAACAAGCAAGAUGACCGGAGAGUUUACCGGCGAAGGAGAGGACUGCAUGGCAAUGCUCCAGAGUUUAGGCCGCAAAGAGAUUUUAAAGGUUUUAUCUGAAGGGUUUUGUCAGCACUGUGAGGCUGUUUUGCAGACUCGUGUACAGAGCCUUAUCAAUGGAAAACUUAGUAAAAUGUCGAUGUCAAACCGCAACAGUGCAAAAACUUUCUCCAAAUUCAGGUCUACACAUUCAUCUACGAUUAACAACCCUUCAUGGGGCUCCACACGAACCCCGAAAUCUGUUUACUUAGGUAAGCGGAAAGGAUUUGUUGAUAGUUCAUCACCUGGCUCAGUAAACAGCAAAAAGUCAUCGAUCAGUCGCUCAGGUGGUGACCUAUCUCUUAAUGGUGGAGGUAUAGCAGAGGAAGAGGAGCAAAGCAGGUUUUCACAAGUUGAGAGGAACAAGGAUUUUAUUAAUCUUGAGCGGAUCAACGGGAAGUUUGAAAAUGUGCUUAAAGGACUUGAGCUUCACACUCGAGUUUUUGACACUGAGGAGCAGAAGAAGAUCGUUGAGUUUGUUUACGAUUUACAGCAUAGGGGGCAAAAGGGGUGGCUUAGAGCACGGACAUAUUCUGAACCAAGGAAGUGGAUGCGCGGUAAAGGGCGCGUCACUAUACAGUUUGGAUGCUGUUACAAUUAUGCAGUGGACAAAAAUGGGAAUCCUCCAGGCAUCAUCAGAAAUGAACAAGUUAACCCCCUCCCUCCUUUGUUCAUGCAAAUGAUCAAGAGGAUGAUCAGGUGGCAUGUUCUACCUCCAACAUGUGUCCCUGACAGUUGCAUAGUAAAAAUAUAUGAUGAAGGCGAUUGCAUUCCUCCUCACAUUGACCAUCAUGACUUCCUUCGACCAUUCUGCACUGUGUCAUUCUUAAGUGAGUGCAACAUACUUUUUGGAACUGAUCUGAAGAUUGUUAGUCCAGGGGAAUUUGCAGGUCCUCUCCCUAUAUGUUUGCCGGUUGGAUCAGUGCUCGUUCUAAAAGGUAAUGGUGCUGAUGUAGCUAAACAUUGUGUGCCUGGUGUCCCCAGAAAAAGGAUUUCCGUCACCUUUCGGAAAAUGGAUGAUAGCAAGCUACCAUUUAAGUAUCAACCUGACCCUGAGUUGCUAGGGAUAAGGCGUCUUGCCUAUUCUCCCUUGACCAGAUCACCCAACCAACAUAAUCAACAUGAUAGAAACACUGACACCCGUAAGGAAUCUUUCUUUGUUGCACAUAAUAGUUAUGGGUCAUUUUCUCAUCGAGGAAGAUGAUUUUCCUCCUUUCAAGAGCUUCAACUCUAGUGGAUGGCACAAAGGCUCUUAUUGAAGUUCUACAAAAGCUUGAAUCGGUUUCAUGUUGUGGAAUUUUGCAGUUAUUAAGUAUAGGUGUAGAUUGAAAUUGUCUUUGUAUCCUGAGAUCCGAUCAACCAAUGUACAUAUUUGCAUAGGAUUUAUAUGUAAGGGUGAAUUGUAUUUUGUACCCUCAAAGAUUUUAAGAUUUUCAUUUUAUACUCUUAAAGAUUAAAUUUUUCAUAUUGUAC